AUGAGGCCGCACGGCCCCAGGGCUCUAUUGCGCAACAAAGAGAACCCUGAACUUGAAAGGAUUCCCGGGCUCUGCUGCCGCCCCCAGGCUGCUCUCCGCCCGCGCUGCUGCCCAUCGGUCCCGCAGGGCCCCGCUCGGCCGCCGCCCAGGGAGGAGCUCUCGGCGCGGAGCCUUCACAUCUCCAACACGCCCCCCGCCCGCCACGCCCGCUCCCACCCCACCACCGCCGCGGUCCCCGCUCCUCUGUCCUCCGAUCCCCCGCCCGACCUGGCGCUCGGUCCGACCCCAGCGGGGCCCCCGGCCCUGCCUAGCCCCGAGGGCGCGUCCGAGCGGCGGCCGGGAGCCGAACGCCGACGGGACUGCGGUCCCGGACGCCCCCCGAGCUUCUCUGGACAGGGACCGCGGACAGCCCCUCCCCGCCCGAAGUCCCCCAGCCUGGGGUCGCCUGCCCGGCCGCCUCCGGACCAGGGCGGCGCUUACCCUGCAUUCGGGCGCCCGAGGCUCCAGUUCGCUGCUCCCGCCUCCGGCUCCGGCUGCGGCUCCCGCGCCCCCUGGCCGAGCGCGGGCCGCCGGGUGCCGCGAGGGCGGCCGGCGGCGGAGCGGCCCGCGGGCCAGGGCAUCCUGGCGGCGGCCGCCCGAGGCCGGCGAGUUCCGCUCAACUCGACCCCGCCGCCACUCCCUCCCUCCCCUCGCGCCGCCGCCACCGCCACCGCGGCCGCGCUCGGAUCCCGCCGCUCGGCUGGCUGCGCCCCGGCGGCCGGGGGCGGGGGGCGGAGCAGGGCGCAUGCCUCCGCGGGCGCCUCCGCGCCGCCCCUCGGACCGCCCCGCCCCCGCCUCUCGGAGGCGCGGCCCGCUGAGUCUGUCUGUCGGUCCGCGAGUCUGUGGGUCCUCAGUCUCGCGUCGGCGGGGGCGCGCCCUCCGCAUGCGCGCCUCCCGGCCGAAGCCCCCUAG
Rangifer tarandus platyrhynchus (Svalbard reindeer) is the source of this 951-nucleotide messenger RNA. Lineage: Eukaryota; Metazoa; Chordata; Mammalia; Artiodactyla; Cervidae. The record is from the annotation of a GenBank genome assembly.